UGGAAAAGAAAGAGCAGAUUUGGCAUUGGCUACCGAAAGGCCAAAACAGUUAUUACGCGAUUCUAAGCGGAAACUCGGGAAUAUAUCUAUGGAGGGGCACGCAUUUUACAUUUUUACACUUCUUACAUUUAGCACGCCGCAUUUUCCUGAGAAAGUGAUGGAAAAUAUCUUGCGCAAUACAUUUUGAAAGCGGAAAGAAAAAGAAAAACGAAAGAAAAAGAAAAAGGAAAGAAAGAAAGAAAAGAGAGGAUAAUGGAAACAGAGGUAAAAGAAAGAAACGUUGAGGAAUCUAGAGAGAAUAAGAGGUUUACCGAAACCCCUCCUGAUGAUGAUUGCUGCCCAAUUUGCUUUGGUUCUUUCACCGUUCCUUGUCGAUCCAAUUGUGGCCAUUGGUAUUGUGGCAGUUGCAUUUUGCAAUUCUGGAACUAUUCAUCAGCGUCCAUCCCAUGCAAGUGCCCCAUGUGUGCUUGCAAGAUUGUUAACUUGAUGCCCGAGGCAUCGCUGCAACAACAACAGGACCAAGAAGUUACUCAGGUACUUAAAAGCGUACAGAGGUAUAACCUUCUCUUUGUAGGAGGUGCGCUCGGAUACAUUCAGAAACUACGUCAGUUACCAUUCUUCAUGAAGAAAAUAUUCCAAGGAUUGAUGGAUCCUGAUGCAAAUGACACAUAUAUUGCCGAGAUGCGCCUUUUUGCAAUGGUAUUAAGUAUCAUCUACAGAGCCACACCUUUUGAUUUCCUUCCAACAGGGGGCGUUGGAAUCGGAAGAGUGUUUGAUUUUUCCGCCAUUACUCUGGUACUCAUCCUGCGUUUGGUCGGCAUCUAUCGCAGAAGGCGACUUAUGCGACGUGUGAGGCAGGUAGCAACUGUUGAACUUUUACAGGAAGGAACUUGGUUUCUAUGAUCGGUAACACAUGUUUAUGCCCUUCCCCUUGCCGUUACUGAAUAGCUGUAAAUAUGAAUCAUGUGUGAAGAAGGCUACACUAGGUUUUGUACAGAAGAGGAAUGUGGUUUCAGACUUCUGACUGUGAAUGUGAUUGAGUAGCAUGUAUGUAUGUACGUAUGUAUGUACGUAUGUAUGUAUGUAGGUAUGUAUGUAUGUAACGGGGGCACUAUUCGUGUUGCGUUUUGUGUGGCAGCUGUUUUCAUUGUUAUGGUAUGUGUAUGUAGAAGUGUAUAUAAAAACGUUGA
This is a messenger RNA of Gossypium raimondii (Peruvian cotton), 1190 nucleotides long. RefSeq lists its product as uncharacterized. NCBI's taxonomy places the organism in Eukaryota, Viridiplantae, Streptophyta, Magnoliopsida, Malvales, Malvaceae. The record is from RefSeq and is a predicted model, not a curated record. Gene Ontology annotation, molecular function: ubiquitin protein ligase activity. The transcript has 5 exons. Bases 253 to 903 code for a protein of 216 amino acids.